CUCCCUUAGCAACAUUAAUGACCCUAGCAACUGUAUAUACCGUAUGUAAUCUAUCAGAGUAAUAUUGAAAUUAAUAAAUCGAAUAAUUAGGAUCCAUGGAUUCUGGUUUCAUAGAUGCUCUGAGCCAAAAGAGAGAGAAAGUCGAGGACCUAUUUGAAUAUGAAGGGAAGAAGAUAGGGAGAGGAACCUAUGGCCACGUUUAUAAAGCCAAGAAACGGAGCGGGGAUGAUCCAAAGGAGUACGCAUUGAAGCAGAUAGAAGGGACAGGAAUAUCAAUGUCAGCUUGCAGAGAAAUUGCUUUGUUGAGAGAGCUAAAGCACUCCAAUGUCAUCAGUCUCCAGAGAGUGUUCCUUUCACAUGCUGACAGGAAGGUCUGGCUACUCUUUGACUAUGCUGAGCAUGAUCUUUGGCACAUUAUUAAGUAUCAUAGAGCAGUUAAAGGUGGUAAGAAGCCUCAGGUCCAGGUGCCUAAGACAAUGGUCAAGUCGCUUAUGUACCAGAUACUGAGUGGCAUCCAUUAUCUCCACAGUAACUGGGUCCUCCACAGAGAUCUGAAACCAGCCAACAUUCUUGUUAUGGGAGAUGGCCCUGAAAGAGGAAGAGUCAAAAUUGCUGAUAUGGGGUUUGCUAGGCUAUUCAAUGCUCCCCUGAAACCGUUAGCUGAUCUUGAUCCAGUUGUGGUCACAUUCUGGUAUAGAGCACCAGAGCUGUUACUGGGAGCCAAACACUACACAAAAGCAAUUGAUAUUUGGGCUAUCGGGUGCAUAUUUGCCGAACUCUUGACUUUUGAGCCGAUAUUUCAUUGUCGCCAGGAAGACGUCGAGGCCAGCAGCCCUUACCACAGAGAACAGCUGGAAAGGAUAUUUCUAGUAAUGGGAUUUCCACAUGAUAGAGAUUGGGAUGAUAUGAAGCACAUGCCUGAAUACUCAACGUUGAUGAGAGACUUUGGACGACAGAAAGCAAAUUUUGCAAAUUGUGCCUUACAGAAGUACAUGGAUAAGCACAAUGUGAAGCAUGAUACUAGUGCAUUUAAACUGCUAACAAAGUUUCUUGUAAUGGAUCCAAACAAGAGGAUCACCUCAGACCAAGCAAUGCUUGAUACUUACUUCACUGAGGAGCCAUCACACACAUCAGAUGUGUUCUCGUCAAUGCAAAUCCCUUACCCGAAAAGAAAGUUCAUUUUUGAUGGCGAACCUUCUAAAGAAGAAAAGCCUGAUCCUCACAAAGUAAUGAGUCAAUCUUUUUUGUUGCUUGUACUUUUAAUGAAUUUAUAAUCAAAUACCAGUUAGCUAUCACAGCCUACAUGUAUAUUAGUUGAGAAUUCAAAGCAG
Messenger RNA from Amphimedon queenslandica, 1331 nucleotides. Its product is annotated as cyclin-dependent kinase 8-like. Gene Ontology annotation, molecular function: ATP binding; protein serine/threonine kinase activity. Gene Ontology annotation, biological process: protein phosphorylation. Gene Ontology annotation, cellular component: mediator complex; nucleus. The record is from RefSeq and is a predicted model, not a curated record. The transcript is spliced from 11 exons. The coding region runs from base 96 to 1274 and encodes 392 amino acids. Lineage: Eukaryota; Metazoa; Porifera; Demospongiae; Haplosclerida; Niphatidae.